AUGUUUGCAUGUUUGAAAGUGAAGAGGCAAGAAGGUAAAAAUCAGACACUUUUCACAAAAAAUGGAGGGGUUUUAUUAGAGGAGCUGGUUGCCUUCUCUAAUGGGAGAUCUAAUCCUAUCCGUCAUUUCUCUGCAAAAGAGCUUUUAAGAGCAACAAACUACUAUGAUACGCACCAGAUUUUAGUGGAAGACGGUGGUUAUGAAUUGUACAAAGGUUCUCUAAAGGACCGUCCAGUUAUCGUGAAGAAGUAUGACAAAGACAAUUCACUUUUGAAAUUUGCAGCCAUGCCUUACAAUGAUAUUGUCAUUGGGUCACAAAUGAGUGUUCACAUGAAUGUUUUAAAGGUUUUAGGAUGCUGCUUGGAGACCGAAAACCCAACUAUAGUAUAUGAAUUUGCUGGUACAAAACGCCUCUCCACAUGUAUCUCUGCUACUAAUAAUGUUGAGCCACUAACAUGGAAAUGCAGGUUGAAAAUUGCAAUAGAUUUAGCUAAUGCAAUUGCGUAUCUCCACACUGCAUUUUCUAGACCAGUUAUUCGUCGCGAUAUUAAAUCUUCAAAUAUCAUAUUGGAUCAGAACAAUGUUCCCAAAAUGACUGAUUUCGGACUAUCUAUAUCUAUUCCAGAAGGCCAAACACAUGUCAUGGAUGCCGUUUUAGGUAGAACAGGGUAUAGUGCACCGGAAUAUUGUGCUAGAGGUUAUUUAACAGAGAAGGUUGAUGUUUAUCAAUUAGGAAUGCUUCUAUUUGAGCUUUUAAGUGGACAGACUCCAUCAUUUUACUUAUUUACAGAGCGUAAUAUACUGGAUAGUGCGAAUCACUCUGUUGAAAAGCUCAGCAAUGUCGUCGAUCCAAGAAUAAAAAAUGAAGGAAUCGAGACAGAGCAGUUGCUGGAUUUUGUAACACUUCUCCUCGGAUGCAUCUCUGAUGAUGGAGAAGAAAGGCCAACAAUGAUCGAGGUGGCCAAAGAACUCAGGCGAAUUGAUCAGUCUUUUCCAUUACCUUGUUAGCCUAGCCCCAUCCGAUUUUAUUUUUUCUCGGUAGCUGAACUGGUUCUCUAAGCCAUUGAUUUAUGAUGAAAUUUAGCCUGCCUGUAUGGUUCUGUAGUUAUAACAAAUGGGACAAUGUCAAUUAAGUCAAACAAAUGUACGGUUAUGAUUUUAGCAUUUUAUUAUGAAAAUUCAUUAGUUUACCAACUUUAAAUCUGUUUGAAUAGAGAUAACAAUUUCAGCUGAAGCAGCUCCAGAAACCUGUUAUGGUAAUAAAAUUUCCUUUGUUGGAAUUCUCAUCUGAUUGAAAGUAGGAUGCAGCAAGGUUCCAAUUGUAUGUUGAAUUUUGAACUUGCAUUUAUUAACGGAUUUCUAGGAAAGAUUUUUCCAUUUUGAUGAUCUUUAUACAAAUGUGUCAAUGCAGGAAACAUGUUAAUUAUUUAACCAUUUGCUUUGAGCUUGCAGAAAAUAACUCCUUAUCCUUUCUAGCAUCUUGAUUUUGUAGUUCUUUUGGCACGUUUUCAUCAGUGCUGCUGUUCAAUGGCAAAAUAAACCAUCAGCCUAGUAAACAAUCAAGUACUAGGCCAUCUCAGAAAUUACUUUGGUAUGAAAGUUAAUUCUGAUUUUACAUCAGUUUUUGAAUCUAUAAAUAAUUGGACUAAAA
Messenger RNA from Durio zibethinus, 1651 nucleotides. Its product is annotated as serine/threonine-protein kinase ZRK1-like. NCBI's taxonomy places the organism in Eukaryota, Viridiplantae, Streptophyta, Magnoliopsida, Malvales, Malvaceae. Gene Ontology annotation, cellular component: plasma membrane. Gene Ontology annotation, molecular function: protein serine/threonine kinase activity; ATP binding. The record is from RefSeq and is a predicted model, not a curated record. Gene Ontology annotation, biological process: protein phosphorylation; cell surface receptor signaling pathway.